This is a messenger RNA of Pyrus x bretschneideri (Chinese white pear), 2172 nucleotides long. RefSeq names its product long chain base biosynthesis protein 2a. The record is from RefSeq and is a predicted model, not a curated record. The transcript has 12 exons. NCBI's taxonomy places the organism in Eukaryota, Viridiplantae, Streptophyta, Magnoliopsida, Rosales, Rosaceae. Gene Ontology annotation, biological process: sphingosine biosynthetic process; ceramide biosynthetic process. The coding region runs from base 377 to 1849 and encodes 490 amino acids. Gene Ontology annotation, molecular function: serine C-palmitoyltransferase activity; pyridoxal phosphate binding. Gene Ontology annotation, cellular component: serine palmitoyltransferase complex.
GAAUUAUUCGCCGUUUCUAAUGACCUGGUAAGCGUAAAAUAUUCCCAAUUUGAUAUUGGCUCGGAAAUUUUGGGCAGCGCCAACGCGGUCACUGAAUUGAAUCCAAAAAGUGGGGCACCAAAAACGGAUUGGACGACUAUACACCACCACCUUCCUCCUAUCUCCUCUCAUCCUCUUCCCCAUCCGAGUCUGACCCAUCCAACGGGUCAACCCGACUCGAAUACCGGAUCUACGCUGCAUCUCUGAACUACGUACCCUCAGAAACUCCUACUCACAGCUCCGAAACUCCCAGAUUCCCCGAUCCAGUUCUCGUCGCCAAGCUUCAAACAGCUUAGACGACGUAGCUUUCGGAUCAUACAAUCGUCCCACCGCAAAAAUGAUUGCUAUCCCUUAUUUAACCGCGUUAACCACGUACUUCAGCUAUGGAUUGCUCUUCGUUUUCGGCCAAGUCAGAGAUUUCUUCCGCAAAAUCAUCGACUGGUGGAGUGCUAGCAAUUUGCAGGGUUAUGCUCCAAUCUGUUUAGGACUUGAAGAUUUCUAUAUUCGCCGGCUUUAUCUUCGAAUUCAGGACUGUUUCAAUAGGCCUAUUGCGAGUGCUCCUGAUGCUUGGUUUGAUGUGGUUGAACGCUACUCCAAUGACUACAACAAAACACUCAAGCUAACCAAAAAAACCAGUAGAUGCCUUAACUUGGGAUCUUACAAUUACCUUGGCUUUGCUGCAUCUGAUGAGUACUGCACACCUCGCGCUAUUGAGACGUUGAAAAAAUAUUCUCCCAGUACAUGUAGUAGCCGAGUUGACGGCGGCACCACGGAUUUGCAUAAUGAGCUGGAAGAGUGUGUUGCAAAUUUUGUUGGGAAACCUGCUGCUGUAGUUUUCGGAAUGGGUUAUGUCACAAACUCUGCUAUCCUUCCUGUUCUGAUGGGGAAGGGAGGCUUGAUUGUUAGUGAUUCUUUGAACCACAACUCCAUUGUUAAUGGCGCAAGAGGAUCUGGAGCUAGAGUUUGUGUUUUCCAACACAAUACUCCUGCUCAUUUAGAGGAAGUUUUGAGAGAAAAAAUCGCAGAGGGUCAGCCUAGGACCCGCAGACCCUGGAAGAAGAUAAUUGUCAUUGUGGAGGGGAUAUACAGCAUGGAAGGGGAGCUUUGCAAACUUCCUGAGAUUAUAGCAAUCUGCAAAAAAUAUAAGGCAUAUACAUAUUUGGAUGAGGCCCACAGCAUUGGAGCGGUAGGGAAAACUGGAAGAGGUGUUUGUGAGCUCUUAGGUGUCAAUACAGCUGAUGUAGAUAUCAUGAUGGGAACAUUUACCAAAUCAUUUGGAUCAUGUGGUGGCUAUAUUGCAGGAUCUAAGGAGCUUAUACAAUACUUGAAGUACACUUGCCCUGCUCAUCUUUAUGCAACUUCAAUAUCACCACCAGCUGCCCAACAAAUAAUAUGCGCCAUAAAGGUCCUUCUUGGAGAGGAUGGUUCCAAUAGAGGUGCCCAAAAACUUGCACGUAUACGGGAGAAUAGCAACUUUUUCAGGUCAGAACUACAAAAAAUGGGUUUUGAGGUUUUGGGGGAUAAUGACUCUCCAGUAAUGCCAAUUAUGCUUUACAACCCAGCCAAAAUUCCUGCCUUUUCACGGGAGUGCCUCAAGCAGAAUGUAGCUGUUGUGACAGUAGCAUUUCCAGCAACCCCGCUACUGUUGGCAAGGGCACGUAUAUGCAUAUCCGCAUCUCAUACAAGGGAAGACUUGAUCAAAGCCUUGGAGGUCAUCGGCAGGGUUGGCGAUCUGGUGGGUAUAAAAUACUUCCCUGCUGAACCAAAGAAGGCGCAGGCCGAAGAAGAAAGGUUGCUGAAGCUGGACUGAUUAGCAAAAGUGCAGAUGGAGGGAUGCCUUAGAGCAUUGAAUGUUCAUUUGUGAGGCAUAAAAGGGGCCGGGGUAGCUGGACUAGAGUCUAGGAUAUAUGAUCACGUAUGUCUGUCUGUACCUUGUGAUUUAACUUGCGUUGUCAUCAGCUCCCGUUGUAAUGUGGUACUCUCUAUAUCAAAGGUCUGCACCGUGCUUCGCUCGAAUAGGGCGUUUUUUGUUCAUACAUGGUCGAUUUCACCCUCAUUCAUGCGUUGGGAGGGAUAGUAUUUCAAUGUUCUAACUUCUACUAGUUUUGUUUAUUUAUAUCGGUUUUCUCUUUU